AAAAGCCACGGGAAGCAUGCUUUGACCCUGGGAACAUAAUGAAUGGAACUAGACUGGGAAUGGACUACAAGUUGGGAUCAACUGUAACAUAUCAGUGUGAUUCUGGGUACACCAUUGCAGGACCACCCACUCUCACCUGCAUCAUGGGGGCUGAUGGGAAACCUGUAUGGGACAAAGCUCUGCCUACGUGUAAAGCACCAUGCGGUGGGCAGUACACUGGAUCAGAGGGAGUGGUAGUAUCCCCAAAUUACCCUCUCAACUACACGACAGGCAAGACCUGCUCCUACCACAUCACAGUGUCUGGAGAAUUUGUGGUGUUUGGGCAAUUUGCCUAUUUCCAGACAGCCAUGAACGACUCUGUUGAGCUAUUUGAUGGGCCCAAUCAGAAUUCUAGGCUGCUAAGCUCCCUGGCUGGGUCUCAUUCCGGAGAAACAUUGCCCUUGGGCACUUCAAACCAAAUCAUGUUGAGAUUCAGCGCAAAAAGUGACCCGUCCGCCAAAGGAUUCCAUUUUGUUUACCAAGCUGUUCCACGCACCAGUGAUACACAGUGCAGCUCCAUCCCAGAGCCCAGAUAUGGCAGGCGGAUCGGGUCCGAAUUCUCAGCUGGCUCCAUUGUUCGUUUCGAGUGCAACCCUGGAUACCUUCUCCAGGGAUCCAAAGCCAUCAAGUGUCACGCGGUUCCUAAUGCUCUGGCGCAGUGGAAUGACACCAUCCCGAAUUGUAUAGUCCCAUGCAGUGGGAAUCUGACAGAAAGGAGAGGUACCAUCCUCUCCCCCGGGUUCCCGGAGCCUUAUGGGAACAGCCUGAACUGUGUGUGGAAAAUCAUUGUUACCGAAGGAGCUGGUAUCCAGAUCCAAGUCAUGAGCUUUGCCACCGAGCAUAACUGGGACUCGUUAGAAAUCUAUGACGGUGGAGAUAUGGCAGCUCCAAAGCUCGGGAGCUUUUCAGGUACAACAGCUCCAGCCUUGUUGAACAGCACCUCCAACCAGCUUUACCUGCACUUCCAUACAGAUAUCAGUGUCGUCGCGGCUGGAUUUCACCUUGAGUACAAAACCGUAGGACUGACGACCUGCCCGGAGCCCGUGAUACCGGCCAAUGGCAUCAAGAAUGGCGACAGGUACAUGGUGAACGAGGUUGUGUCAUUCAGCUGUGAGCCGGGGUAUGUGCUUCAGGGACAUUCUCACAUAACGUGUAUGCCGGGAACCGUGCGUCGCUGGAACUACCCCCCUCCGCUCUGUAUCGCGAAGUGCGGCGGGACCCUGUACAAUAUGAGCAAUGUGGUCCUGAGCCCGGGUUUCCCUGGGAACUACCCCGGAAACUUGGACUGCACCUGGAGAAUCGUGCUACCUGUUGGAUACGGGGCACACAUCCAAUUUCUCAACUUCACCUCUGAGGAUAACCACGAUUUUUUAGAGGUUCGCAAUGGGCCGCACCACAGCAGCUCUCUGAUUGGACAGUUCAGCGGAAGCCAAGUGCCGCCCCCUAUACUGAGCAGCACUCACGAAACCGUCAUCCACUUCUACAGCGACCACUCCGAGAACAGACAGGGCUUCAAACUCACUUAUCAAGCAUAUGAAUUACAAAACUGUCAAGACCCAUAUCCAUUCCACAACGGGUAUAUCAUCAACAGCGAUUUCAACGCAGGCCAAUCCAUAACAUUUGAAUGCUUCCCGGGAUACGUGUUAGUCGGCUACCCUGUGCUAACAUGCCAGCACGGAAUCAACAGGAAGUGGAACCACCCCUUUCCUCGCUGUGAAGCUCCCUGUGGCUAUAACGUGACGGCUCCAAACGGCACCAUUUUCUCUCCAGAGUACCCAAAUGAGUACCCAGACUCUCAGGACUGCACUUGGCUCAUCACCGUGCCCCAUGGUCAUGGGGUUUACAUCAACUUCACCCUUCUCCAAACUGAGCCUGUGACUGACUAUAUCGCUGUCUGGGACGGCCCAGAGCAAAGCUACCCUCAGCUGGGAAUUUUCAGUGGCAACACAGCCCUCGAGUCAGCCUACAGCACUCUCAAUCAGGUUCUUAUCAAGUUCCACAGCGACUUCUCGACAAGUGGAUUCUUUGUCCUUAAUUUCCAUGCUUAUCGACUCAAGAAAUGCCCUACUCCCCCUACUGUUGAACAAGCAGAGAUAUUAUUUGAAGACCAGGACUAUGAAAUUGGUGACAUUGUGAGGUAUCGAUGCUUUCCUGGAUUUACAUUGGCUGGCAGCGAUGAGCUCACAUGUAAACUGAAUUCUCACCUGCAGUUUGAGGGUCCACCUCCAGUGUGUGAAGCUCAGUGUCCUGCAAAUGAGGAACGGUCUGCCUCCUCUGGUGUGAUCCUGAGUCCAGGAUUCCCCAAAAACUACCCCAACUCCCAGACCUGCUCCUGGAUCAUCAGAGUGCAGCCUGCCUUCACCAUCGCCAUUUAUGUGGAAAUGUUCCAGAGCGAGAAGCAGUUUGACGAACUGGAGAUCUUUGAUGGGCCAUCUGGACAGAGUCCAUUGCUGGUGGCUUUGAGUGGGAACCACUCCACACAAUUGAAUUUCACUAGCAAAACAAACCAGCUUUACCUCAGAUGGUCAACUGAUCAUGCGACCAGCAAGAAAGGCUUCAAAAUACGCUACACAGCUGCGUACUGCAGUGUGAACGAUCCACCCAAGAAUGGAGGAGUCAUCAAUAGGGCGAGAGAUCAGCCCGGCAGCAGGCUCCAGUAUUACUGCAACGCUGGCUACAGGCUUGUGGGUCACAGAAAUGCUACAUGCAGACUUCAUCCCAGUGGGCUUUACCAGUGGGACAAUCCGGCCCCACUGUGUCAAGCUGUGUCUUGCGGAGCACCAGAGUCUCCUGCUAAUGGGUCGUUCCACGGCUUCCAAUACACAGUGAGCAGUGAGGUGCUGUACCAAUGCGAGGAGGGCUAUAAGCCUGACGCGAGCAGCCUGCUCACCGCCGUCUGCCUGGAGGAUGGCACCUGGAGCAACGUGGCACAUCCUACCCGUUGUUUACCGGUUCAGUGCCCUAACAUUGAGAGCAUGCUCUCAGAACACAUGGUGUGGCGUCUCAUCUCGGGCUCGCUGAAUGAGUUCGGCGCACGAAUAAUGCUGAGCUGCUCCCUGGGCUACUAUCUGAUGGGCAGGAGGACCAUCAAAUGCUUAGCUAAUGCAACAUGGGAAGGGCUGGAGGAGAAGUCUACCUGCAAGAUCAUUUCCUGUGGGGAGCUUCCAUCCCCUCCUAAUGGCAAGAAGAUGGGCACCCUGACUACCUAUGGCGCCACAGCUAUCUUCAUGUGUAACACAGGGUACACUUUAGUGGGCUCGCACGUGAGGGAGUGUCAGGCUAACGGUCUCUGGCGGGGAGAUGAGACCAAAUGUCUGGCUGGUCAUUGUGAUUCUCCGGAUCCGAUUGUUAAUGGCCACAUCAGUGGUGAUGGAUCUAGUUAUAGGGACACGGUCGUUUAUCAGUGCAACCUGGGCUUUCGACUCAUAGGGACGUCAGUUCGUAUCUGCCAACAAGACCACAUAUGGUCAGGCCAAGCACCCGUGUGUGUUCCCAUAACCUGCGGCCAUCCUGGAAACCCUGCAAACGGUCGGACAAAUGGCAGCGAGUUUAAUCUCAACGACGUGGUCAACUUCACCUGCAACACAGGCUAUUUGUUGCACAGUGCAUCCAGAGCGCAGUGUCGCAUGAACGGACAGUGGAGCAACCCUCUACCUGUGUGCAAAGUGGUAAACUGCUCUGAUCCGGGCUUUGUGGAGAACACCAUUCGUCACUCUCAACAGCGCUACCCCGAGAGCUUCAACUACAGAAACACCGUGAUGUAUCACUGCAAGAGGGGCUUCUAUCUGCUCGGCUCCUCCGUCCUCACCUGCCAGUCAAAUGGCUUCUGGGACAGAUCACUUCCUAAGUGCCUUCCAAUAUCCUGCAGUGAUCCCGGCACACCGCCGUUUGCUGUCAUGUCGGGCCAGAAGUUCACCACCAGAGCCAUGGUCCAUUACUCCUGCAGCCAGGGCCGAAGUCUGGUGGGGAAUGCCACACGCCAGUGUCUGGAGGAUGGCCGGUGGAGCGGCUCGCCACCCUACUGCUCAGGUGAUAAUCUGGGAUUCUGUGGCGAUCCGGGAAUUCCUCCUCAUGGUUCUCGUCUUGGGGAGGAGUUCAGGCAUAAAAGCCUCCUACGGUUCACGUGCGAAGCGGGCUACACGCUGAUCGGAUCUCCCGAGUGCACAUGUCUGCAGAACGGCUCCUGGAGCAGAACCCAGCCCGUGUGUGAAGCUGUAUCCUGUGGAAACCCUGGAACGCCGGCCUACGCCAGGAUCGUUUUCAGCGACGGUAUGCUGUUUCCUAGCUCAGUGACGUACGCCUGCUGGGAGGGCUACAAGACCUCUGGCCUCACCACUCGCCAUUGCACCACCAAUGGCACCUGGACCGGCUCAGCACCAGAUUGCAUUGUUAUCAGCUGUGGGGAUCCUGGUCCAAUUGCCAAUGGAAUAUACACUGGAUUUGAGUUCAUAUUUAACAAAACCGUCCACUAUCGCUGUAACCCUGGGUAUGUGAUGGAGCCCCCUGGUUCAUCUACUCUACGCUGCAGCAAAGAUGGCACUUGGAAUCAGACCAAACCAAGCUGCAGAGUCAUCAUGUGUGGCCAGCCUCCAGCUAUCCACAAUGGGCGAGUGGAGGGCUCAGACCGGCAGUGGGGUUCUAGUGUUACCUACAGCUGCUUUGAAGGAUACCAGUUGUCCUCUCCUGGAAUAGCCACAUGUGAAGGGAACGGCUCAUGGCGUGGCGAAAUCCCACAGUGUCUGCCGGUGUUAUGUGGAGAUCCAGGCACCCCUGCAGAGGGCUUCAUAGAGGGCCGGCAGUUCACCUACAAAUCAGAGGUGUCAUUCUACUGCAGACCUCCAUUCCUGCUGGUGGGCUCCUCAAGAAGAGUUUGUGAGGCAUACGGUUCAUGGAGUGGAAUACAGCCUUCUUGCAUUGAUCCAACCAACAAUGCAUGUAAGGAUCCCGGAACCCCAGCAUAUGGAAUUCCAGUCCAGGCUCAGGGAUUUGAGGUUGGAAGUAAAAUUUUCUUCAGAUGUCGGAAAAACUAUCACAUCCUCGGCUCAACAACGAGAACAUGUUUAGAAAACUUAACAUGGAGUGGGAUGCAACCAGAGUGUGUUGCACAUGCCUGUAGGCAGCCUGAGACGCCAUCCCAUCUAGACGUGAAGGCUAUAGACCUGCCUACUCUAGGUUACACACUCAUGUAUACAUGCCAGAAUGGUUUCUACCUAUCUGGAGGAUCAGAGCACAGGACCUGCAAAGCAGAUGGGAGGUGGUCAGGCAAACCUCCAGUCUGCAAAGUUGGACAAAAAAUAAACAGCAAAUCAAAUGAAGAUCCAGACCUGCAGAAAAACAAGAUCCGUGUUCCUGCAGAUGUGUUCUCUUUGAACUCUGGUUGGGCUGGAUUCUAUGAGUAUCUGGGAAAGAGACAGGCUGCCACAGUAACAGUCAAUGCAUUCAAUGCCACCACCAGCCGGGUCAACGUCACUCUUCUGGAGCAGAGCGGGGUGCACAUUAAACUCUCUGGAACUUACAAGAAAGAAGAAAAUCAUCUAUUAUUAAAAGUUUACCAGAUAAGAGGCCCAACAGAACAAUAUUUUAGCAAAUUCAAAAAUGAUAACUGGGCAAUGGAUGGAUAUGUUACAGCAGAAACGGAGAAAAAAAUGUUUGUUUACCAAGGGCACAUUCAUAGCAAGGACUUUGGGACGUUUCAGUUAACAAGACAAGGUCUUAUUACCACAGAUAUGGAUCCUUCUAAUCCUUACUACGGCACAAACAGCAGUUCUGUUGCAGCUGCCAUUCUAGUGCCCUUCUUUGCGCUUAUUUUAUCAGGGUUUGCCUUUUACCUCUACAAACACAGGGCUCUAUCACAAGGCACAGAUGACAAUGAGAGACCCAAAGACUUGGCUGCCUCCAGAACAAGACCAAAAGUUCAGUACAACGGAUAUGCAGGCCACGAGAACACUAAUGGACAAGCUUCAUUUGAGAAUCCCAUGUACGAUACAAACAUGAAGCCAACAGAGGCAAAGGCUGUGAGGUUUGAUACGACCCUCAAUACAGUCUGCACAGUAGUAUAGCCUUCAUUAUCAGCUCUGGACCGACCUGCCUCAUGG
Sinocyclocheilus grahami is the source of this 6134-nucleotide messenger RNA. Its product is annotated as CUB and sushi domain-containing protein 1-like. NCBI's taxonomy places the organism in Eukaryota, Metazoa, Chordata, Actinopteri, Cypriniformes, Cyprinidae. The annotation marks the transcript as partial. The record is from RefSeq and is a predicted model, not a curated record. The transcript is spliced from 42 exons.